GUCACCGAGAAGUGGGGCUGUUGCGAAGCGUCUGAGACAGGGCCACUGAACAGAGUUUGGGCUGAGGUUGGUCACAAGGCAUCGCCACUCAUCACCAUGGGCAAGGCGAAGAAGGUGCGUGUGUCACGAGCCACGGAGGUGGACAGCACGCCGACGCUGCACGAACAGAUCGAGGGCGACCGGUUCGCCCGGCCCUCUGCCCGGCAUAAGGCGCGCGCCCGGCAAGAGGAGCAAGAGUUCGUCGACAGCAAGCUCUCGCGGCGUAUCCUGUCGGAGGCCCGCCGGCAGCAGCAGGAGUUGGAGGACGAGCACGGAAUCUCCGAGUCACAGCUGGUGGCCACUGCGACAAAACCUGGGGUUGCCGGCGGCGCGCGGGCCCGCACCGCCGCCCUCGGCGACGCGGGCUCCUCAGAGGACGAGGAGGAAGAUGCUGGACCACUAGAGGACAUCUGCGAGGAAGUGGUAGUGGACGAAGCGGACGAGCGCGCCAUGCUGGCGUUCAUGGCGCGGGAGCCGAAGCCGCGCCGCGUGCUGGCCGACCUGAUCAUGGAGAAGGUCCGCGAGAAGGAAGCCGAGCUGCAGACCGGCGCCUCCGAGACGCAGAGUGUGGUGGUGACGCAGGAGCUGCACCCGAAGGUCAAGGAGAUGUACGAGGGCAUCCGGUUCGUGCUGGCCAAGUAUCGGAGCGGCAAGAUCCCCAAGGCCUUCAAGGUGAUCCCGCACAUGCAGAACUGGGAGCAGAUCCUGCACUUGACGCGGCCGGACACGUGGUCGGCGGCCGCCAUGUACCAGGCCACGCGCACCUUCGCCUCCAACCUCAAGGACAAGAUGGCGCAGCGCUUCUUCAACCUGGUGCUGUUGCCGCGCGUCCGGGACGACAUCCACUUCUACAAGAAGCUGAACCCGCACCUCUACCUGGCGCUGCGCAAGGCGCUCUUCAAGCCGGGGGCCUUCAUGAAGGGCAUCCUGCUGCCACUGUGCGAGUCGGGUGACUGCCUUCUCCGCGAAGCCAUCAUCCUCGGCUCGGUGCUCUCCAAGAACUCGGUGCCGGUGCUUCACUCGGCCGCCGCCAUGCUGAGGAUCGCCGAGAUGCCGUACACGGGCGCCAGCAGCAUGUUCCUGCGCGUGCUGCUCGACAAGAAGUACUCGCUGCCGUACCGUGUCAUCGACGCCGUACAUGCCCACUUCAUGAGGUUCCACCUGGACGAGCGCCAGUUCCCGGUGCUGUGGCAUCAGGCGCUGCUGACGUUCGUGCAGCGCUACAAGAACGACAUGUCAGAGGAACAGCGCGACCUGUUGCUCGACCUCUGCAACAGCCAGCGGCACUCCGUCAUCACACCCGAAGUCAGGAGGGAGCUUCUGGCGGCCAAAGGACGGGAAAGCAGUACCAACGAGCCAGAAAGUAUGGAGGCGUCGUGAAACAACGUGCUGUGACAAGCGUGUGCUUACAUGACCUGAUGCAACCUGUGUUAAUACAAAUGUCGAGAAGCGU
Pollicipes pollicipes is the source of this 1492-nucleotide messenger RNA. RefSeq names its product bystin. The coding region runs from base 97 to 1419 and encodes 440 amino acids. The record is from RefSeq and is a predicted model, not a curated record. Gene Ontology annotation, biological process: rRNA processing. Gene Ontology annotation, molecular function: snoRNA binding. Lineage: Eukaryota; Metazoa; Arthropoda; Thecostraca; Pollicipedomorpha; Pollicipedidae. Gene Ontology annotation, cellular component: preribosome, small subunit precursor; cytoplasm; nucleolus. The transcript is spliced from 9 exons.